UUGUUUGUGUUUUACAACAACAACAACAACCACCAGAGACAGAGACAGUUUGACUUCACCGAGAAGCUCAAUGGACUGAAAUGUCCUCACUGGUCUCCAUUUGUGGUCAGCAGGCACCAGAGUAAACAAUACUGUGGUAGGAUUCCUAUUCGCCAGCUUCUUACUCCAGGUGUCCUAGAAUAUCUGGAUCUGGAUCUGGAUCUGGAUCCUUAACUAGCUAGUAGGUAUUUUAGGCUUAAUAAGAUGCAGCCUUAUUCAUCCUCUCCACCUUGUGGUGGUUGUUGUUGUUGUUGUUGUUGUUGUUGUUGUUGUUGUUGUUGUUGUUUGUCGUCCCAGGAGGAUCCAAAGAAAUUUAGCCACGUAAUGCUUCCCACUUCCGGCCCAGUUCCUUCUUCAAGUGUCGGUUUGAAGGCAGAGACACGUACCGCUUCGGAUGGUGGUGGGACAUCAGGCCUUGUGGGCCGACAGAAUGGAGAACUCCAGAAUAAGCCUGGACCCCCCAUUUCAGUGUGCACAUCAGGGGGCUGUUUGAAGAAGGAGAAGGUGCAGCUGAACAGCUACAUCCGUGAAAGGAAUGUCCCCCACAGCCCAAACAUCAGCUACACUGAAGAGGAAGAACUGAAACAUGAAGACAACCUCUACUGUGAGGAGUGCAGAUCUUUCUUCACAGAUGAGUGUGAGGUUCAUGGACCAGCGGUCUUCAUCCCUGACACCCCAGUUCCUGUGGGGGUCGCUGACAGAGCCAGGCAGACCCUUCCUGACUGUUUGGAGAUUCGGCGCUGUGGUAUUACUGGUUCAGAUCUGGGAGUGUUUAACCAGAGGGAGACCAUCUCUGUUGGUACACACUUUGGGCCAUACGAGGGAGACCUGACGGACAAAGAGGACGCCAUGAACAGCAGAUACUCUUGGGUGUUGCACAAAAAGGGGCAGUGUGCUGAAUACAUAGAUGCUGAGAGAGAGACCCACGCCAACUGGAUGAGGUAUGUGAAUUGCGCUGGUAACGAUGAAGAGCAGAAUCUGGUGGCGUUCCAGCAUAAAGGGGGGAUUCUGUACCGUUGCUGUCGACCCAUCGAACCGGGGCAGGAGCUCCUGGUGUGGUACGCAGAGGAGUACGCCAGAAAUCACGACAUCCCAUUUGACUACCUCUGGAACAGAAAGUGCUCAGUAAAAGAAACGAGUGACGUCCUGACGCAGGUGUUUUCCUGCUCCUUGUGUCCACUUUCCUACACAUCCAAAGCUUUCCAUCACCGCCAUAUGAAGAGGUGCCACCAGGACGAGUACUUGAGGCUUCUGAAAUCAGGCAAGAUUAAAUAUGAGGACCUCGUGAGCUCCGGCCCUCAGCAGACGCCGUCCCGCAGACUUCCGAAAGACCCGGGUGAGGAGGGAGCUCACCGCUGCUCGGACUGCGGCAAGAGCUUCACUGAACGCACUUACCUCCAGCUGCACCAGCGCACUCACACAGGAGAGAAGCCGUACGGCUGCUCGGAGUGCGGAAGGCGUUUUUCCCAGAGUAGUCACCUCAAGAUACACCAGCGCGCUCACACGGGAGAAAAGCCGUACACUUGCUCCGAAUGCGGGAAGAGUUACGGUCAAAAGGGUAACCUCCAGCUGCACCUGCGCAGGCACCGGGGGGAGAAGCCGCAUCGCUGCUCCGAGUGCGGGAAGAGCUUUAUCCAACCCAGUAGUCUCCUGCAGCACCAGCGCAUCCACACAGGAGAGAAGCCUUUCGAGUGCUCCGAGUGCGGAAAGACUUUCCGGCAGCGGGGUCAUCUCCAGCUGCACCAGCGCAUGCACACGGGAGAGAAGCCAUACUACUGCUCGGAGUGCGGGAAGAGCUUCAAACGGCACAGUCACUUCAAACUGCACCACCGCAUCCACACCGGAGAGAAGCCGUACCACUGCUCGCACUGCGGGAAGAGUUUCAGCGACGGAAUGGCCCUCAAAAUGCACCAGCGCUUCCAUACCGGAGAGAAGCCGUACCACUGCCCGGAGUGCGGGAAGAGCUACGCUCUGCUGAGCAGCUUCCUGCAACACCAGCGCGUCCACGCGGCCGAGAAGCCGUAUAACUGUCCGGAGUGCGGGAAGGGUUUCACUCAGAAGAGCAACCUGCAGCUGCACCUGCGCAUCCACACGGGAGAGAAGCCGUACAUCUGCUCCGAGUGCGGGAAGAGCUUCAAUCAGAGGAGUCAUCUUCACCUGCACCUGCGCAUCCACACGGGAGAGAAGCCGUAUCACUGCGCCGAGUGUGGCCGCGACUUCAGGAAUUCGGGGUCUUUAAAGAAACACAAGUGCAGUAAAGAAUUAAGAGUUUGCGUGCCGGAAGCUCUGCCCACACUUGGAGCAGUAAUACGGUUUCUCUCCUGUGUGAAUGCGCUGGUGUUUCUGAAGGCUGCUCUGCUGAGUGAAACUCUUCCCGCACUCGGAGCAGUAGUACGGCUUCUCUCCUGUGUGGACGUGCUGGUGCCUCUGGAGGCUCGUCUGUAUGGUAAAGCUCUUCCCGCACUCCGAGCAGACGUACGGCUUCUCCCCCGUGUGGAUGCGCUUGUGCAGCUGGAGGAUGCUCAGGAGAGUAAAGCUCUUCCCGCACUCCGAGCAGUGAUACGGCUUCUCUCCCGUAUGAAUGCGCUGGUGUUGCUGGAGGUGAGUCUGCGUCGUAAAACUCUUCCCGCAGUCCGAACAGUGAUGCGGCUUCUCUCCCGUGUGAAUGCGCUGGUGGCGCUGAAGGUUACUCUGCUGGUUGAACCUCUUCCCGCACUCGGAGCAGUAGUACGGUUUCUGUCCCGUGUGGAUGAGCUGGUGCAGUUUGAGGUGGCUCUGUCGAUUGAAGCUCUUCCCGCACUCCGAGCACUGAUACGGCUUCUCUCCUACGUGGACGCGCCGAUGCGAUUUGAGGCUGCUGGGUUGAGUGAAUCUCAUCCCGCAGUCCGAGCAGUCGUACGGCUUCUCUCCCGUGUGGAUGCGCCGGUGUCUCUGGAGGUUGCUCACUUGAGCAAAACUCUUUCCGCACUCCGUACAGACGUACGGCUUCUCUCCCGUGUGGGUGCGCUGGUGCAGUCUGAGGCUGCCUCUGCCGAUAAAACUCUUCCCACACUCCGCGCAGUCGUACGGCUUCUCUCCAGCGUGAAUGCGCAGGUGUUUUUGGAGGUUGCUCUGGUGGGGAAAACUCUUCCCACACUAUUUCAGCAGUUUGACGUACUCGUCUUGGUGGCAUCUCUUGAUGUGCUUGUGGAGGUCUCCUUGGUAGGGCCCAAAGUGUACGCCUACGGGGAUAGUCUGCCCCCGGUUAAACACUCCCAGACCUGCACCAGGAAUACCAGACUUCCGAACCUCCAGACCAGAGGGAAGGGUCUGUCUGGCUCUGUCAGCGACCCCCACAGGAACAGGGGUGUCGGGGAUGAAGACCGCUGGACCAUGAACCUCACAUUCGUCUAUGAAGAAAGACCUGCACUCCUCACAGUCUGGAAGGGGAGGACACAACAAAGGGACAUGAAAGGAAAGACCAGAUGCGCUAAUGUUGGGAUCACACCGCACAAAUGCAGCCAAGAUUUGCAGCACCAGAUUUCCAAAAUGAAGAGGUCAGAACCGAACACGAGCUCUGCGGAGCGCGAACGGGCCGGACGUUUCCGACUCGGGUCUAAAUCCGUGCGAAUGGGCGAGCAGCACCGACUCGGUCCAGCUGGAAACCAGGAGCGCUCCUCUGUUUUUAGCCCAGCAGCUCGGCUAACAGCGCAGGAGAGGGACACUCGACAAGCCCCGCCUCCUGCGCUGCGAUUGGCUAAAGUGCCCCGCGUCCCGAGCAACGAUUGGCUAAUGCCUUUAAAACGCCUACGACAUGAAUCCGUCCUGCUGCAAACCUCGCCGUCAAGCAUGGCUCAAACAGCCUCGGCUCCUUGUGUACUCUUUCCUACGCAGCUGCCUUCCGGAGAGACGUCGUUCCGUCACGAGGAGUACAUCAGACUGCUGAAAUCGGGAGAGAUCGAACGCGAGAAUAUGAGGUUCGCAAGAGGCCCCGGUGCUCCACAAACUCUCCUCACCAACCUGCCUCUCAGACGAACCCAGGAAAAGACGGCGAAGAGGAGCCACCAGUGUUCAGAGUGUGGGAAGAGCUUCACCCGACAGACUCACCUCCAUCUACAUCGGCGCGUUCACACAGGGGAGAAGCCGUAUCGCUGCUCAGAGUGCGGCAGGAGUUUCAAUGACAGGAGUAACCUCAGGACACACAAGCGCAUCCACACGGGAGAGAAACCGUAUCAGUGCUCAGAGUGCGGCAAGACCUUCACUCAGCUGACUCACCUCCAGAGACACCAGCUCAUUCACAGAGGAGAGAAGCAGUUCUUCUGCCCCGAAUGUGGGAGGAACUUCACUCAGCAGAUUCACCUUCAGAGACACCUGUUCACCCACACGGGGGAGAACCCGUUCACCUGCUCAGAGUGCGGGAAGCAUUUUAGAGACCGAGGCAAUCUCAGAACGCAUCAGCGCAUCCACACAGGAGAGAAACCGUAUGCCUGCUUAGAGUGUGGGAAGAACUUCACUCAGCUGGUUCAUCUUCAGCAGCACCAGCGGAUUCACACAGGAGAGAAGCCGUAUUUCUGCUCAGGGUGUUGGCGGACCUUCAGGCACUCCAGCAAUCUGAACACACACAAAUGCUCCAAGACACAAAGCCAUGAGUGAGGCUGUGAUAUUAAAAGGUUUUCACAAGCCACAGCUCCAAAAAGUUGGGACUGUACGUGAAAGGCGAAUAAAAACAGAAUGCAGAGAUCUGUAAAUCACA
Molecule: messenger RNA, 4771 nt
Organism: Pygocentrus nattereri (red-bellied piranha)
Lineage: Eukaryota; Metazoa; Chordata; Actinopteri; Characiformes; Serrasalmidae
Exons: 12
Coding region: 244-4671 (1475 amino acids)
Cellular component (GO): nucleus
Molecular function (GO): histone methyltransferase activity; protein binding
Source: RefSeq, a predicted model, not a curated record